AUGGAAAGUAUUAUUCGAUGUAUAAGAGCUGAAAUACCAGAUGCCCACAUCCAUUCUUUGGUGGUCGGUUCGUGUCCUUUUACGGAAAAGAUGAAUUCGCUGUUUAUGGAUGUGAACAAACAAGUAAAGCUAGCUUGCAGGAUGAUCCUCGAUGACAAGAAAUUAGAAAAUGGCUACCACGGCUUGGGGAUCUCGCAGGGAGGGCAGUUUUUGAGAGCAGUAGCACAAAGAUGUCCUCACCCUCCUAUGUUUAACCUAAUAACCUUAGGAUCACAACACCAAGGAUAUUAUGGUGUAGGGCAAAUCAAGUAUCAUGAUAUGGCGUUAUACCUUGCGAAACACAUCUCAUACUGGGGUAUCAUUCGGAGCAACACUGUAGUUGCGCAAAACUGGCACGACCCGAUUGACUACAAGACUUACGCCAAGAAGAACACGUUUAUCGCAGACAUUAACAAUGAGAAGAAGGAAAAGAAGGAGAAGUACAAGACGCAUUUACUGCGGCUUAAAAACUUGGUGCUUGUCAAGUUUACACGCGAUGAAAGAGUGGUACCACCAGACUCUUCUUGGUUUGGAUUUUACACUAAUGGGCAAGAUAAGGAGAUAACACAAAUGAGAGAAUCGCAACUUUACAAAGAGGACUGGAUAGGUUUGAAAGAGUUGGAUGAAAAAGGAAGACUUCACUUACUUGAAACUGAUAAUGUGCAUCUUCGGUAUUCGAGAGAAUGGUUUAUAGAUAACGUAGUGACACCAUGGUUGACUCCGACCUACUGGAAGAAAGAAGAAGAGGAGAACCCCCAGAGUUGA
Messenger RNA from Macrosteles quadrilineatus (aster leafhopper), 804 nucleotides. Its product is annotated as palmitoyl-protein thioesterase 1-like. Gene Ontology annotation, biological process: receptor-mediated endocytosis; protein depalmitoylation. Bases 1 to 804 code for a protein of 267 amino acids. The record is from RefSeq and is a predicted model, not a curated record. Gene Ontology annotation, molecular function: palmitoyl-(protein) hydrolase activity. Gene Ontology annotation, cellular component: lysosome. The transcript has a single exon. NCBI's taxonomy places the organism in Eukaryota, Metazoa, Arthropoda, Insecta, Hemiptera, Cicadellidae.